Messenger RNA from Ostertagia ostertagi, 1137 nucleotides. The record is from the annotation of a GenBank genome assembly. Lineage: Eukaryota; Metazoa; Nematoda; Chromadorea; Rhabditida; Trichostrongylidae.
AUUCAGAACCAAUUCACUAUCAAGUCGACAUCAAUCGUUUACCCAAAUGAGCUUCUCGUCAGGAUCAUCCAAUUCCUUCCACCUCACGAUGCGAUGCUAUCGGCAGCGCAGGUGUCGAAGCGAUGGCGGCAGCUCAUCGUUCAUAAUCUUGUACGGGUCCCUAGAAUUCCUGCACACUGCCAUGUGUAUAAGGAGUCGCGGGGCUGGGGCGAAAUCAUGCAGUACCACUUCACCACUUUUGACACAUCUCAUCCAGACUACCGAUCUAAGCGUCGAGCAUGUCUUCGCGGCAACGACUCCCGCUUGCGGGCGAUCUACAUACAGCACAAGCGAUGUGGGAUGAAUGCCGAAUGGGACUCAAAAGGUGGCGUUCAAAAAGUUGAUUCUGCCACGUUGCUGUCCUACCUCGAUAUUGUCGCUCUUCGAGUCGAUGUUCUGAAAAGGGGACGACGGUUGAUAGCGAGACGAGUAGAUGAGCGAUUCGCACAUGCCGUCGCAUUCUGCGAGGAAAUGUGUGGUACUCUAGAUCCAAAGUCCUUAUUGUUGUGCUCACAAAACCCGUACUUCUCAUGGUGCAUGGGCGAGGAGUCACUGCGGCGGUUGUCAUCGUUUCGGAGCUUGGACGCGCUAGUUCUGGAGAAUAUGACUGGAACGGAAGUGUUCAGCGGCAUCAAAGCGGCUUUAGAUCUUCGAAAACUCAAAGAAAUCCGAAUGCGACUGGACGCGAAACAUCAAAACGAAGUCGAAAACAUCCUAUGGGUAGACGUGCAGGGUUCGCUAUUGUCGUCAUUAGCAGAGGCGCACGUGCGCUGUUUGGAUUUCUCAGCGUUCUCCGAGUCUCCUGCUGCUAUCACUGCUAUCACUGCCGACGACAUGUGCCAAUUCAUUAAGGCAUGGCGGACACUCUUGGUUCCGUGGAUGAUCAAGUCAAUCCUGUUCAAUUCGACAGUAACCAUCAGCGAGUUCCGUACCGUAGCUGCGCGUGCAGGUCUCUUUGCUGCUGCUCUUGCCGACAUACCGUAUUGUCGCUUCAGAACCUACCAUCCAUCAGACCCGAACGCGAAGCUUGAAUUGUCGUGUUACGGUAACGGGAUUGCAACUCAGUGGUGCAUUCGUUCGGGCUAUCUGACAUCAUGA